Messenger RNA from Spathaspora passalidarum NRRL Y-27907, 2604 nucleotides. Its product is annotated as DNA primase subunit. The transcript has a single exon. Gene Ontology annotation, cellular component: alpha DNA polymerase:primase complex. NCBI's taxonomy places the organism in Eukaryota, Fungi, Ascomycota, Pichiomycetes, Serinales, Debaryomycetaceae. Gene Ontology annotation, biological process: DNA replication, synthesis of primer. The record is from RefSeq and is a predicted model, not a curated record. Bases 40 to 1386 code for a protein of 448 amino acids.
AACGCCAAUUAUAGACGGAGAGAAGGUAAGAAACUAAAGAUGGCACCCGUAGUAGAGGAUCCUGCAAUGUUGCAAACACUCAACACAAAUGCCACCCCUCAAUCAAACAGACCUUCAGAAACAGAUAUGAUUUUCUAUUAUCAAAGGUUACUCCCAUUCAGACAAAUAUUCCAAUGGUUGAACCAUUCACCUAAACCAACUACCGAUUUCACCAAGCGUGAGUUUGCAUAUGAAUAUCGUAACGGUGCUUACCAGAGAUACAACUCCUUUGGAACACUCGAUGAAUUCAAGAAUUCGGUCGUCAGAGCUAACCCCACCAGAUUUGAAAUUGGGGCCAUAUAUAGCAUUGAUCCCAAGGAAAGAAAGAACGUACCUAAACUGGCCAUGAAACCACGAGGCAAGGAAUUAGUGUUUGAUAUCGAUUUGACUGAUUAUGAUGAUAUCAGAACCUGUUGUUCCGGAACCGACAUUUGUACAAAAUGUUGGAAAUUCAUUCAAGUUGGUUCGAAAAUUAUUGAAUCGGCCUUGAGGGAAGAUUUCGGGUUUCUGAAUUUAAUUUGGGUUUUCUCCGGUAGAAGAGGGGCGCAUUGCUGGGUUAGUGAUGCCAGAGCUAGAAAUUUGGAUGAAACUAUGAGAAAGGCCAUUAUUGAUUAUUUGGAUGUGUUGGGUGCCAAGGGGAUCAAAAGUAGUAAAUUGAGUAUAAAGAAACCAUACCAUCCUCACAUUGAAAGAUCAUUUAAUAUCUUAAAGAACAGUUUCAGUGAAGUUAUAUUGGAAGAGCAAAACCCAUGGUUGACUUCCAUGGAUGCAAACAACGAGAAAGCUUGGGUUCAAAUUGAAGAACUAUUAUCCUUAAUCCCACAUAAGUCAUUACAAAUCGAGCUAAGAAACAAGUGGAAGAAUCUGUAUUCCAGCUCCCGUUCUAAAUGGGAUGAUAUUAACAAAUUGGCUAAACUGGUGCUUAAAUCAAACAUUCAAGUAAAUCAAUUAAAUGAAGCCAAAAAGGAUAUCAUUAUCUAUUACAUGUACCCAAGAUUGGAUGUUGAGGUUUCUCGUCAAGUCAUCCAUUUGUUAAAGUCACCAUUUUGCAUUCAUCCAAGCACUGGUAAUGUCUGUGUUCCAUUUGAUAUAAAUAAGAAUAUUUCCGGUAAUCCCGAAAACGACGAGUAUGGAUUCAACCCAACAAAUGCACCUAAUUUAAGACAAUUACAAAACGAAUUAGAACAAUCUGAAGUCCUCAACGAAGAAGGUGAAGGUAAACAUCCCUAUGAAAAGACAAGUUUGAAACCAUAUGUCGAAUACUUCACUAAAUUUGUUAAUGAUUUAGUGAAGCAAGAAUUGAAGGGAGUAGGAAAACGAGAAAGAGAGGAUAAUUUGGAGUUUUAAUAGAAUAAAUAUAUUGUAUUGCCUAUAUCUAUGUGCUUCUUUUUAUGAUUAUAGUUUCCUCAGUUCCACCCUCUUCAUGAUACCAUUCUAUAUAUUCCAAUGCUUGGUUAUAUUUUAUCUUUCCUGAACUCAAACAAAUAUCCCUAAAGCUUAAAUAUGGGAAAUGCCAUUUUGGUACGAAUAUAACAGUUGGUUUAUCACUAUUUUGUGUCCUCAAUUGAACAACAAAUUUCGGUUGUUUCAGGUCAAAUUCACAAGAAUUCACAAUUCCCGGGGUGGCAACGACAUAGGGUCUAAUGAUUGCAUUUGGAGCUCUUACUCCAUCAAAUGCAUAAUAAUGCUUUUUACUCAAGCAAGUCUCACUAAUUGUAGAAAUAAUAGAUGAUGCUGAAGAAGGAACUUCAUCCGCCUUGUCCGAAUUACUUAUUUCUUCAGCGGAUAUUCUUGACGAAGCUCUCGACAUUUUUGUAGACGCAAAUCUAGCUGCAUUUAUGAUUGAAUUCAGUCUACUUCUAACAAUAAUUGAAGCAUCAUUUGAUUUAUCAUCAGCAGAGUUCAAUCUACUCCCAGAAGUAUUUGUAGUAUGAUUUGGACUAUCGUCAGCUGACCAAAAUGAAAAAUCCUCGUUGUUCCAAAGAUCACCAUAUUCAUGACAAUUUACACUGGUAUAACACCAAAACGUGUGUGACAUGUUUGCGCCUUCAAGAGCAUUGCAAAUGGCAUCCAAUGCACACGUUUGUGAUUUAAAUCUUUUGGUAAUGUAUGAUUGUUUAUUAUCCAUAUCGAACGGCAUCCCUGUUUCCGACAUAAGGAUAGGAAUAUGACCAAGGCAUUCGUUACACUCUAGUCUAAUUUGCAUAAACUGUUUCUUGAUACAGUUUCGAAUUGCUCGUUCGCCAAGAACAACACCUAAUAUUGGGUUGAUAUAUCGAGAACGCAUUAUCCCAAAUGUAUCUACGUUGUACUUGACGUUCCAACUUUUGAACAUUAAUGAAAGCCCGUCAUAAUAAUGAGGACAAUAAAUUGUUUUGGAGUCAAUGAUUGGAUCAUUCUUUACACGCGGUGGAAUUUGAAGUGUUGGUGGUUGAAUUAAUACGAACGAGUCAGGAGUGAUGGAUCUAAUAGUUUCUUUGAAACUUCUGUAAUGAUCCAUAAAGUAAUGGUUUAUGAAAUAUUCCAUGUCAAUAUAUUUGUGUUCAGCUUUGCUCAACUUAUGCC